AUGUCGUCAGAAGACAAGUACGAGACGCUGGAGAAGAUUGGCCAUGGCUCCUUUGGUGUCAUUCGCAAAGUCCGCCGGAAGGCAGACGGCUUCAUCAUGUGCCGCAAGGAGAUUUCAUAUCUUCGCAUGUCCCAAAAGGAGCGAGAGCAGCUCCAUGCCGAGUUCCAGAUCCUUUCGCACCUCCGACACGCAAACAUCGUUGCCUACUACCACCGCGAGCAUCUCAAAGCUAGCCAGGACCUGCACCUGUACAUGGAGUACUGCGGGAAUGGCGACCUCGGCCGAGUGAUUAAGGACCUGCAGCACAAGGGACAGAGGGCCCAGGAGAGUUUUGUUUGGAGCAUCUUCAGUCAGCUUGUCAUGGCGCUGUACCGGUGUCACUAUGGUGUUGAUCCGCCGGAGGCUGGUGCAAAUGCGCUUGGUUUGACGCAGGGGAGUGCUAAUGGUGCUCCUCAAGUGCCUGCUGGUGCUAUGACGAUUCUUCAUCGAGAUUUGAAGCCUGAGAAUGUUUUUUUGGGGGAAGACAACUCGGUCAAGUUGGGCGAUUUCGGUUUAUCCAAGAUGAUCAAGUCGCAUGAUUUUGCCUCCACCUACGUCGGCACACCUUUCUACAUGUCGCCUGAGAUUUGUGCGGCUGAAAAGUACACACUCAAGUCGGAUAUUUGGUCACUUGGAUGUAUUAUAUACGAGCUUUGUGCGAGGGAACCGCCGUUCAAUGCAAAGACGCACUUUCAACUGGUGCAGAAGAUCAAGGAAGGCAAGGUUGCGACAUUGCCGGAAAUGUACUCGCCGGAACUGAAUCAGGUCAUUCGAGAUUGCCUCAAGGUGAACCCAGACAGACGUCCCGACACGGUCCAGCUACUUAAUUUGCCGGUUGUCAAGUUGAUGCGCAAGGAGAAAGAGGUGGUUGACCUGAACAAGUCUUUGCGCGCACGGGAAGAAUUGCUUCGCCAGAAGGAGAAGGAACUGAAUGAGAGACUGUCCAAUAUGGACCGAGAAAGGCAAAUGAUGCGGGAAGAGAUCGAUUCCCAACUGCGACGGGAAUGGGAAGUCAAGGCUCGACUUGAGAUUGACCGCCUUGCCAACACCGAGAUCGAACAGCUGCAGAUGCGAUUUGAGGAGGAAAUUAAACUACGAGUAGACGCUGAGCUACAAAAGACGAGACACACGAGUGCUGUUCAGUCAGAGGCAACUGGCGCCUCGGAAGAUAAAGCAUCGUUAUUGCCUAAGUCAGAUUAUCCGCAGUCAUCAGUUGGUGGAGGAAGUGGCGACGAAUUUCCCUCAACAACAGAUGCCACAGAAUACUCUCUCGACAGUCCUGAUACAUCCAGGGAUCCUAAACGAGCAGCGCGAACACCGUUUGGCCGAGCACAGACAAUGUUUGCCGGACAUGCUGGAACGCCGAUGGAUAUUGAAAUGGCAUCGCCGAGUCCCAUGGCAAUCGCUAAUCUUUCUCUGUCUCCUCGUCGUGGAGGAGCAACCAAGGCACCUACAACCCAUUCAGGGAAUAUCUUUGCUGCCAAUGCAAACAAAGUUUCUGAUCCUAGAUGGGAUCUUCGCGAACCGUUGUCCAUUGAAUCUGACGACGAGGAUAUCGUCCCCUCACCCACACGAAACAUUCGCUCUGCCAAGAACCCAUUCACUUCUAAGAACCGGCCUUCUCUAAAGCAGCAAAUGGUGCUCUGGCCGAGCCACGGCCUCGGUCGCCCACGACAAAUCAGCAAGAUUCCCUCCAUGACGAGCAUCCAGACAGAUUCGAAUGGCAACGGCUUGACACGCAAACAUUCCGUCAAGAAGGAUAUGAGUGGUGGCGAGGCCCUGAACAAGAUGGCUGCUAAGAACAACAUCAAGGGUAGAACACUUGUUGAACUGCAACAAGCCCGAGCUGGAGGACGGCCAUUGAGCGCUGCCGGCGGCGCUCUCGAGAAUAUCAGUCCUAAACGUGCUACGUUCAAGGAGAGAGUCGCUGGAGAGCGAAGAGGUAGCGGAGGCAGCGGGAGCAGCAGCAGCGGCAGUGAAUCUGUUGCUGUUUGGGACCCGGAGCGAGAUGAGAUGCCAAGCCCAUUUUUGGUGAGGCAGAAGAGGAUUGUCAAAGUCUAG
Pochonia chlamydosporia 170 is the source of this 2100-nucleotide messenger RNA. Its product is annotated as G2-specific protein kinase nimA. Gene Ontology annotation, biological process: chromosome segregation; protein phosphorylation. Gene Ontology annotation, cellular component: centrosome; cytoplasm; nucleus. The record is from RefSeq and is a predicted model, not a curated record. NCBI's taxonomy places the organism in Eukaryota, Fungi, Ascomycota, Sordariomycetes, Hypocreales, Clavicipitaceae. The transcript is spliced from 4 exons. The coding region runs from base 1 to 2100 and encodes 699 amino acids. Gene Ontology annotation, molecular function: ATP binding; protein kinase activity.